CCGAUUGCCACCACGUCCCUCUUCUGUCCUUAAACAAGACGUCGACAUCGUUCUGAUAAGUCGUCGACUGGGCUGGCUGAGGUCACGGUGGUGUUGAGGAGCCAGUCGCUCGGCGUGGUUGGUCACCGGCUCAGCGCUUGAUUCAGGCUCCGCUUGCUCAUCAUGACAGACGUCUACGAUGCGUACAUGAGCGACACGCUCAAGGGUGUUGGAGCAGAAAAGUACAUCGAUGAAGAGGGCUACGAGACCUUUGGUGGUGGUCUCAAUGGCUACUCGCAGGGCUACGGGGACGAAGAGGAGGGCGAGAUCACUCAGCAGGGAUGCUGGGAGAUUAUCAAUGCCUUUUUUGCAGAAAACGGAUUGGUGCAGCAGCAGUUGUCGAGCUUCAACGAAUUCGUAACAAAUACGGUCCAGGAGCUCGUUGAGGAGGUUAAGAGCUUGACGCUGGAGCAGAGCAGUCAGCACACGGGUCUGGAGGGCGACAUUGCGCGGCGAUAUGAGAUCGAGUUUGGGCAGAUUUACCUUUCCAAGCCAUCUGUGACGGAAUCCGACGGCCAGUCGAUGCCGUUGAUGCCACAGGAGGCCAGACUUCGCAAUCUUACUUACUCGGCGCCGCUCUAUCUCGAUGUCACGCAGCGGAGACUUAUCGAGAGCGACGAGUACGAUCCAGCGACCGGAGAUAAGCUUUGGAAGGAUGAGGACGAAAACAAUGUCAUUGAGGAGCAAAAGGUCUUCAUUGGAAAGGUCCCAAUCAUGCUACAGUCCGACUUCUGCUAUCUCAAAGACCUGGAUGAGAGCAAACUUUACGAGCUCAACGAGUGCCCUCUUGACUCCGGCGGCUACUUUGUUAUCAAUGGUUCGGAAAAGGUACUGAUCGCUCAGGAGCGAAUGGCGGCGAACCACGUCUACGUCUUUUCCAAGGCUCCUCCGGCACCUGUCACAUAUCUGGCAGAAAUUCGAAGUGCCGUGGAAAAGGGAGGCAAGACGAUCAGCACGAUGCAGAUCAAGCUCUUUUCGCGGCAAAAAGAAAAGGCGGUCAACAAUGUCAUCCGAGCCACGCUCCCUUACAUUCGAUCCGACAUUCCCAUCGUCAUUGUCUUCCGUGCACUGGGCAUUGUUCCGGAUCGCGAGGUGCUGCAACAUAUCUGCUACGACUUCAACGACAACGCUAUGCUCGAGAUGCUCAAGCCGUGUAUCGAGGAGGCCUUUGUCGUCCAGGACCGCGACUUUGCGCUAGACUUCAUUGGUCGUCGUGGUUCCCAGACUGGCCUGUCGAGAGCGAAGCGGCACCAGUACGCGCAAGACAUCUUGCAAAAGGAAAUGUUGCCCCACGUCUCGACAGCCGAAGGUUCUAACACCCGCAAGGCUUACUUCUUUGGCUACAUGAUCCACCGCCUUUUGCUGGCCGCUCUCGAACGUCGGGAAAUCGACGACCGAGACCACUUCGGAAAGAAGCGAUUGGAUUUGGCAGGCCCCUUGCUCUCCGGCCUCUUCCGCAUGCUCUUCCGUAAAAUGACGCGCGACAUUUACCGCCAUCUGCAACGUUGCGUGGAAGAGAGUCGCGAAUUUACGCUGCAGGCAGCUGUCAAGUCCAGCACCAUCACAAACGGUCUCAAAUACUCGCUGGCCACGGGCAAUUGGGGCGACCAGAAGAAGUUCACAACUGUCAAGGCUGGUGUGUCACAGGUCUUGAACAGAUACACUUUCGCUUCGACGCUCUCGCACUUGCGCCGCUGCAACACGCCCAUUGGUCGAGAUGGCAAGAUUGCUAAGCCUCGACAGCUGCACAACACGCAUUGGGGCAUGGUCUGCCCCGCUGAGACGCCCGAAGGACAGGCUUGUGGCCUGGUCAAGAACUUGAGUCUGAUGUCGACCAUUUCGGUCGGGUCUCCCAGCGCGCCCAUUGUCGAAUUCCUCGAAGAAUACGGCCUCGACAACCUGGUGGACAUCCAAGUGGCCGAUGCAAAGACGACCAAAGUCUUCGUCAAUGGCGUCUGGAUGGGCACCUGCGAACAACCUUCGGGCCUCGUCGAGACGCUGCGAGACUUGCGAAGACGAGACGAUAUCUCUAUCGAGGUCAGCGUUGUGCACGACAUUCGAGAGAAGGAAUUGAGACUGUACACCGACGCUGGACGAGUUCAGCGGCCUCUCUUCAUUGUCGACCCUGACGACAAGACGCUUCUGGUCAAACCUCGUCACGUCGAAUGGCUCCAGAACACUGAAAAGCCCGACGGGACGCCAUUCACCUGGAGCCAGCUGGUGCGCGAGGGUGUCAUUGAACUGCUCGACGCCGAGGAGGAGGAGACGGUCAUGAUCUGCAUGAGCCCUCAAGAUUUGGAGAACUCAAGAGCCUACAACGAGAAUCCAGACCUUGUCAAGGGGCGAUCCGGCGAUCCCUCUGCGCGCCUCGUUUCGAUUCAGACGUACAUGCACAACACUUGGACCCAUUGCGAGAUCCACCCGUCGCAAAUUCUCGGAGUCUGUGCCAGCAUUGUUCCCUUCCCGGACCGGAAUCAGUCUCCCCGUAACACCUACCAGAGUGCCAUGGGCAAGCAGGCGAUGGGCAUCUACUUGACAAACUAUCAAAUGCGGAUGGACACCAUGGCCAACAUUCUCAUGUAUCCGCAAAAGCCGUUGGCUACGACACAUUCGAUGCAGUACCUCAAAUUCAGGGAGCUGCCAGCCGGCCAAAACGCCAUCGUGGCUAUUCUUUGCUACUCCGGCUACAACCAGGAAGACUCCGUGAUCAUGAGCCAAUCGGCCAUCGAUCGAGGUCUCUUCCGGUCGCUCUACUAUCGUACCUACAUGGACAUGGAGAAGAAAACGGGCAUGGUUCUGCUCGAAGAGUUUGAAAAGCCCUCCAGAGAAACGGCGAUUCGACUCAAGCAUGGCACAUAUGACAAGAUCGAUGCCGACGGCUUCUGUGCCCCCGGAACCCGCGUCUCAGGCGAGGACAUCAUCAUCGGAAAGACGACCCCGCUACCUCCAGACAGUGAGGAACUUGGUCUUCGAAGCAAGCUGCACACAAAGCGCGACGUCAGUACCCCGCUCAAGUCGACAGAGAAUGGCAUCGUCGAUCAGGUCCUCGUGUCCACGAAUGCAGAGGGCCACAAGUUCGUCAAGGUCCGCGUUCGUUCGACGCGUGUGCCUCAGACUGGUGACAAAUUUGCUUCGCGUCACGGUCAAAAGGGCACAAUUGGCAUCACUUAUAGACAGGAGGACAUGCCUUUUACACGGGAAGGCGUGACGCCGGAUAUCAUCAUCAAUCCUCACGCCAUCCCCUCGCGAAUGACAAUCGGUCACUUGGUCGAAUGCCUGCUGUCCAAGGUCGGCGCCUUGUCGGGCCAAGAGGGCGAUGCAACACCCUUCACCGAUCUCACAGUCGAUGCGGUCAGCCAUCAGCUCAGGGCGUAUGGCUACCAGUCUCGCGGUCUCGAAGUCAUGUACAAUGGCCAUACGGGGCGCAAGCUCAUGGCCCAAGUCUACCUCGGCCCGACCUACUACCAACGCCUCAAGCACAUGGUGGACGAUAAGAUCCAUUCACGGGCACGAGGACCAGUCCAAAUUCUCACACGGCAGCCCGUCGAAGGACGAAGUCGUGACGGUGGACUGCGUUUCGGCGAAAUGGAACGCGACUGCAUGAUUUCGCAUGGCAUGGCCGCGUUCCUGAAGGAGAGAAUGUACGACGCUUCGGACGCCUAUCAGCUUCACGUCUGCGACACUUGCGGCCUGACGGCCAUUGCCAAUCUGAAGCGCAACACCUUCGAAUGCCGUUCGUGCAAGAGCAGGACGGGCAUCUCCAAAAUCUUCAUCCCCUAUGCAGCUAAGCUCCUCUUCCAGGAACUCAUGAGCAUGGGUGUCGCCACCCGUCUCUUUUAGCCCCUUGUAACACUAUUCUUGUCUCAGGUCUCUCUCGAGGAAAAAAGGCCGUCCUCAUCACCAACCCCAUUUGCAAUCAGGAGAAUCUCUCAU
This is a messenger RNA of Acaromyces ingoldii, 3972 nucleotides long. RefSeq names its product putative DNA-dependent RNA polymerase II RPB140. The coding region runs from base 163 to 3879 and encodes 1238 amino acids. Gene Ontology annotation, molecular function: DNA binding; ribonucleoside binding; DNA-directed RNA polymerase activity. NCBI's taxonomy places the organism in Eukaryota, Fungi, Basidiomycota, Exobasidiomycetes, Exobasidiales, Cryptobasidiaceae. The transcript is spliced from 5 exons. The record is from RefSeq and is a predicted model, not a curated record. Gene Ontology annotation, biological process: DNA-templated transcription. Gene Ontology annotation, cellular component: RNA polymerase II, core complex.